GUGGGCCGCGAAGGACCCCACUGCCUGCCAUCAAGGAAGCUAGGCGGGCGGCUGUUCGCGGUUUGAGUACCAGGCGGUUCCACCAUGUCGAAGGUGUCCUUUAAAAUCACGCUGACGUCGGACCCGCGGCUACCGUACAAAGUCCUCAGCGUUCCUGAAAGCACACCUUUCACAGCUGUGCUAAAGUUUGCAGCAGAAGAGUUUAAAGUUCCUGCUGCUACAAGUGCGAUUAUUACUAAUGAUGGAAUAGGAAUUAAUCCUGCACAGACUGCUGGAAACGUUUUUCUGAAGCACGGCUCAGAGCUGCGGCUCAUUCCUCGAGACCGAGUUGGGAGCUGCUAAUGUAUGCUUCUUGGAAUGCACAGCCUCUCAGAAUGAACACUGGGAUUUGUUGUUGCUGUACAAUUGAAAUCAGGCAUUCACAGCACAAUGGAAGCACCGAGAAUCAGCGGAACAGGGAACCUUGACGCUUGUCCCUUCCUGUUCAUUUUUUCAUGGGAAGAGAGAAUGCCUUUGAGUGGAGGGUACCACACCACAGGUCACACCGUGGUGACUGCUGCCUCACCAGAAGAGAGUACCUCUGUGACAAAUGGACUGUGCUUUAAAACAAAAACAGCAAAACUGGAGGAUAAGUCUGCUAAUUCUUUUCAGGAGCAUUUGGAAAAAUUAAAAUUCACAGAAUCAUAUGUAUCUUCUAAUUUUGAAAUUUAAAAGGAUAAUUGAUCAUAGAAGCAUUUGGCUUGACAGCAUCUCUUAGUUAGACUUUUAAAUUAUAUAAUUUGUGAUGAACUUAAUAGGUAUUUGAAUGAACAGUUAAAUUUAUAUAAAACCAAACAUUGAAUUAUGGAAUCUAACCAUUGUAAGUUGCUGUUGUGCAUCGAAUAGCUUCAACAAUAAUGACCCUGUGAAAUCAAGUGUCAUGGUGGGAGCUGACAGUACCACAGGAGCACCCUUAGCUAUAUUAUGAAUUCCUUGAUAAAGAAUAAAGCUUUAAGACAGAAGUCCUUAAACCAUUAUUUUUGAAGAUUUUAUUUUUGAGCAGCAUCCAAAAGUAUUGUUGCAGAGAUGAUCUGAAGUGUUGAUGGGGUGUCCCUUAAUGAAGAGGAAACUUUAAAGAAGCUGUUAGCAUUAGUGACACGUGGAUAAAGAACCAGGGAAGCAAAGCCAGGCUUUUGCCAGAGAGCAGAGGAAGUGAGGGGGAGCAGGAGGCUGGCAGUAUCCAAAGUCAGGAUGGAGCUGUGGCAGGGGUGGAAACGUGUGAAAGGGAGAAGACUGGGCACAGGGUCAGAAGGCAAUUGCAUUACACAUCAAAACUCAGGGGAGCAAUCUACAAGGAUGGUGAAAGGGGGCUUGGUAGGGCUGACAGCCUGAGUUCAAGUGCCAGAGUGAAGGAGAUUACCAACUCCCCAGAGUCAUCCUCUGACCUCAUGCAGACACCCAGAUGUGAGCCAAUCCCCUCCCACGAUAACUAUUUGCCUUUACACAGGAAGUCCACAGCUGGCACAUGUUUCAAGAUGGAUCAAAUGCUGACUGAGGGAGAACUAGGCAGCUCUGCUUUAGUAGGGGAACUCUUUGGAGGUGAGGGGUCUCCCUAGAGGUAGAAGUACAAGUUCUCAAUAAAUACUAAGUUCAUUGAUAAUGUCUUCAGGACCAGUUUUUAUCUUGUGUCUCAUAUUCCUUAUCAUGGGGCUGUCUUAGUAGGAAGGAAUUGUCCUUAUCUACAGGUUUGCAGGUUCUGGGGUUCUGAAUUAUGUAGCAAUACGCAGCUCAUGUUUACUUGGGUUUUUAUGGUUAUGUCCAGUGCCUGGAGACCUUAUUCCUUAUAUUAGGCCUCUGCUAACCGGACAUUUAAAAAUAUUUGCCACCUAAUUCUGCUUCUAUUAAAUUUCUUCCAUUCUGCCUUUAGCACAAAAUUCUGCUUGUCAGUACUGUUUAUACAGACUUACAGUAUGAAAUGAUUUACCUAACAAACCAGUUCUUUAAUUUGAAAAUACAUAGUCUUGAAAAUAUUUUACUCAAAAACUAGGUAAUUUGUUAUUAAAUGUGAUCUGUAAGUUCAGAACAUUUUAGGCAUUGUAUUUAAUUUUAAUGUCUAUAAUUAAUACCUCAGGAAAAUACAUUUUGUUAUACCGUAAA
Rattus norvegicus (Norway rat) is the source of this 2136-nucleotide messenger RNA. It is a transcript of the gene Ufm1, whose product is annotated as ubiquitin-fold modifier 1. The record is from RefSeq and is marked validated. Lineage: Eukaryota; Metazoa; Chordata; Mammalia; Rodentia; Muridae. Bases 85 to 342 code for a protein of 85 amino acids. Gene Ontology annotation, cellular component: nucleus; endoplasmic reticulum; cytoplasm. The transcript is spliced from 6 exons. Gene Ontology annotation, biological process: protein ufmylation; regulation of intracellular estrogen receptor signaling pathway; negative regulation of protein import into nucleus.